AUGUCCACCGGUUCCGUGAGUGAUACUGAAGACCUCCAGGAGCUGUCAAUCACUCGUUCUCUACAAGACUCUGAAGAUGAGUUCGGCAUGGAUGACAAUCUGAAAGGAAAAACCAGCAAUAAGAAGCAGCAAGAGAAGAGGGCAAAGGAUGGAACGAAAUCUCAAAGAAACGCUGCUAAUGCCAGAGAAAGGGCGAGGAUGAGAGUUUUGAGCAAGGCUUUCUCACGACUGAAGACCAGCCUGCCGUGGGUUCCUGCAGACACCAAACUAUCAAAACUGGACACUCUGCGUCUGGCAUCCAGCUAUAUAUCUCACCUCAGACAGCUUUUACAAGAGGACAGAUAUGACAAUGGCUUUGUGCAUCCUGUGAAUUUGACGUGGCCUUUUGUGGUUUCUGCUCGAUCAGAGGACACUAAAGACAUUUCAGCAGCGAUCAGACUAUGUGGAGCUACAGCAUAA
This is a messenger RNA of Triplophysa dalaica, 459 nucleotides long. RefSeq names its product transcription factor 21 (gene msc). Gene Ontology annotation, molecular function: DNA-binding transcription factor activity, RNA polymerase II-specific; protein dimerization activity; RNA polymerase II transcription regulatory region sequence-specific DNA binding. Gene Ontology annotation, biological process: skeletal muscle tissue development; regulation of transcription by RNA polymerase II. The record is from RefSeq and is a predicted model, not a curated record. The transcript is spliced from 2 exons. Bases 1 to 459 code for a protein of 152 amino acids. Lineage: Eukaryota; Metazoa; Chordata; Actinopteri; Cypriniformes; Nemacheilidae.